GAGGAAAUCGUCCAAAGGCUUGAGGCCGACCCCACAGCAGAAGUGCUCAGCAUCCACACUGCCUGGGCGAGGGCUGAUGAAGGCCUCGGAGGGAGGGCAGCCUCGGGAAGGGCUGCGCCGGGCUGACUUCUGACCUCUGACUGCACAGUGAUGUCACAGGGGCCACUUGGCAACGGGGGCCCCCUGGCCACACUGGGCUGCUCGUCGGACAGAGUUGGAAGCCAUGCGCUCCAUCUGAGGGUGCGCUUGGGAGCCUGCGUCCCUCUUCUUUCCUGAAACCUGGCGGAGGGGAGGAGGAUGGAGAAGGACGCGGCCACACACCGGAGGCGCCGGCUGGGCCCCGGGGCCCCUCCAUCAGGGGUUGCCCCCAUACACCCCAAGGCAGGCAGCGAGGUGGCCGAGCUCCAGAGGAGCAGGAGUGUGGGCGGCCUGCAUCAGAAGGGGGACCCUCCGAGCUGCCUCAAGAAGCUGUCCAAGUUGCCGGGUAGGCCCCCAGCGGCGUCCCUCCCUCAGGCAGACUCUGAGGAAGACAAGCAGGAGAAGAAUCAGGACGCCCUCAGAAAGUUGGACCCAGAUGGUGGAAGGACAGAACCAGAGGAACAAGGACCAGAGUCCAUCAAGCUGGAUGACCCUCCAGGAAAAGAGAAACCAUCUGUGUUUGUGGAGAUUGAUCUGGGAGACCAUGCCGAGGAGGUGGUCACAGGUGCCAUGCGAGAAGAGAAGCCGUCCCAGAUGGACAUGGGGGGUUUGUCAGAAGACGAGACCAAGACCAGCUGGGUGUGCUGCAUCCCUUAUUCCACCAGAAGGAAGGUGAAGGAGAGUGUGUAGCGGCCUUGGAGAAGGUAGUUUGCACUGGGACUGGGCUGGAAGGCAAGGGGGC
This is a messenger RNA of Mirounga angustirostris (Northern elephant seal), 880 nucleotides long. It is a transcript of the gene CUNH13orf46, whose product is annotated as chromosome unknown C13orf46 homolog. The record is from RefSeq and is a predicted model, not a curated record. The transcript has 6 exons. NCBI's taxonomy places the organism in Eukaryota, Metazoa, Chordata, Mammalia, Carnivora, Phocidae. The coding region runs from base 298 to 828 and encodes 176 amino acids.